This is a messenger RNA of Panicum hallii, 2841 nucleotides long. RefSeq lists its product as uncharacterized. The record is from RefSeq and is a predicted model, not a curated record. Bases 1 to 2547 code for a protein of 848 amino acids. The transcript has 10 exons. Gene Ontology annotation, molecular function: protein binding. NCBI's taxonomy places the organism in Eukaryota, Viridiplantae, Streptophyta, Magnoliopsida, Poales, Poaceae.
AUGAGCGGCGGCGGAGCCGGAGGGAAGGGGGCGGCGGCGCCCGUCCCAGCCGGGUCGAGGAAGCUGGUGCAGAGCCUGAAGGAGAUCGUGAACCGCCCGGAGGCGGAGAUCUACGCUGCACUGCGCGAGUGCGGCAUGGACCCCGACGAGGCGGUCAGCCGCCUCCUCUCCCAAGAUACUUUUCAAGAGGUAAAGAGCAAGCGUGAUAAGAAAAAAGAGAUUAAAGAGGUCCCUGAGCCAAGAUCUCGAUCAAAUACUUCUACUAGUCGGGGCAUUAGAGGUGGUGCAGAUCGUGGUGGACGGAGCAAUUCUGUGCACCCCAGCUCUACUGAUAAUGUGCCCCCAAGGCAACCAGUCUCAGGGCCCGGUGCAGCAUCAAUUAAUUCCAGCCAGAAGCAGACAGUUGCAAGCGGUUCUUCUGCAAACAAACAUAUGGUUGCUGAUGGACCAGCUGUAUCAUCGCAAUCAUCAUCUGGGUUUCAGCAUGGUUGGUCUGGGACACCUGGUCAGUUGUCGAUGGCCGACAUCGUGAAAAUGGGUAGGCCUCUUCUGGGUAAGGCUUCUAGCAAACCUGUGGUCACAGCUGACAGAGGAUAUGCUGGACAGUACCCAUCUUUGCCAAGCACUGUAAACCAGAACCUGAAACAAUCUGCAAGCACAGUCCCCCCAACAGAUCUUGACAAGGGGUUACCUCCUCCGCAAGAUUCUGCUCAGGUUAAGAAUCAUGGUCAUUCUGCUGCUGAGAGCAAGCACACAUAUGGGGGUGAUUGGUGUACACAAGAUGAGCCAACAUCAGCGAACCAAUUGUCACUCCCUGAGACAUCUGGGGACCCAUCCUUCUACGAGGCAUCGAUACAGUCAUCUGCGUUGGUUACUGAUGUGGUUAAUUCACAUGAAAAUUCACACUUGGAUGAAAACAGCACCAUUGCAAUGAGUCCAGCGCCUGCCUCUGAGAGACACUUGGAACAUAGUGAGGGUGUUUCUGAAUACAAUGAUGGAGUGUCCUACCAGCCUCAGAAUUACUCUCAUGAAGUUGAGGAUUCCAGUGCUGAUGUAUCGGCAGCAGCAGCAAACUUCCAGAAUUUAAGCCUACAUAAUGAAGAGUUGGUUGCAAAAAAGAUUGCUGAAGAUAAUCCUGCAGUGAUAAUUCCUGAUCAUUUGCAAGUUACAAACACAGAAUGUGUCAGUUUGAGUUUUGGCAGUUUUGGUUCUGGUGCAUUUUCUGGUUUGCUCCCACAAAAGACCACUGAUAGCAAUGUGGAGUUGCCUGUUCGAGAGGAAUCUGCACCAGUAGAUCAAAUAGAUGCAAGGAAUCAAGAUUUCUAUGAAAGCAGUGUCGUGAAUUCAUCAGCAGAUGAAAAUCUUGAGGCCAUGAUGGGAGCUAACAUGGAGAACAUUGAUGCACCUUCUGUUUCACAGGCUAAUGAGCACAGGCCGGAAGUACAUAAUCCAUCUGGUCUUCAAUAUGACAUGCCAUCAGUUUCAAGUCAUGCAUAUUCAAACACGAACACACCGCAGCCAAACACAAUGGAGGACCCACAAGGAAACAACCAAGGACAUAGUCUUUCCCAUUUGUCAAACUUGAUGCAAGCAAAUCCGUUGAGCACCAGCAGCCUAUUGGGGUCAAAUCAAAAUCAUGCAGCUCUUCAUGGCUUAGAGUUUGAUUUACCGCCUUAUCUGGAGGCAAAGUAUAACACAGGCUCAACUACAAAUCCUAGACCAGCCAUCUCCAUGCAGGAGGCCCUGAAAACAGGUGUUUUCUCCAACACUCAGUCUACACAAAGUCUUCCAAGUACUAGUAUUCCAACAGGGCCUCCUCUCCCUCAGCAAUUAGCCACUCACCCUUACUCUCAGCCUACUCUACCCCUCACCCAUUUUGCAAAUAUUGUUGGCUACCCAACAUAUUUGCCACAAAAUUAUGCUACUUACCUAUCUUCAGGCGCCUUCCAGCAAGCGUACCCGAGUAAUGGGCCGUUCCAUCAGUCUGCAGCUGCUUUGCUCGGAUCUGGUAUGAAGUACUCGACGCCAGAGUAUAAGAACAACCUGUCUGCUACAGGCUUACAACAGCAACAGCAACCACCACAACAGCAACCACCUUCUUCAGUCAUCUCUGGUUAUGGAGGCUUUGGAAACUCGAGUAAUCUUCCAGGAAAUUUUGCCCUUAAUCAGAGUACUGGCUCUGCAUCAACUCUUGGGUUUGAUGAAGCAUUGAGCAGACAGUACAAAGAUACCAGUCAAUACAUGGCUCUCCAGCAGGGUGACAACUCAGCAAUGUGGCUUCAUGGCUCUGGUUCAAGAGCCACGUCAGCACAUCCGCAAGGCCACUUCUAUGGUUUCCAGGGACAGAGUCAGCUGGGUGGCUUUCGCCAGGCGCAGCAGCCACAGCCUUCCCAAUUUGGAGGCCAUGGGUACCCAACUUUCUACCAGUCUCAGGGUGGCCUGUCGCAGGAGCACCCCCAGAACCUGGCUGAGGGCAGCCUGAACGGCUUCCCUGCAGGGCCGUCUCAGCAAUCCCACCCGAGCUGGCAGCACCAGCACACAUACUGAGCCCUGUACUCCCCCUUGUUAUAGUGGCUCUUUCCCUGUUGCAAGCCAAGUUUCGCGUGCUUGUGCCCUCACUCUUUGCGGAGUAAGCAGCUCGGACUAGCUGAGCUUGUAACUUGAGCGCUGAGAGGGUCCCGAGCAUACAAAAAGAUCUAGAGAGCGUUUUAACAUGUUGCGUGUGUUCUCAGACUGAUACGUUGUGAUUUGUUUUCGAUAGCGAGUUCAUAUGUUCGGAGGUGCAGUCCUGUAAAACUGAGACAUAAUCACCUAACAAGGAGUCGCUUCUGAUUUCCAGCA